AUGGUCCGGUUCAAAAAUCGAUAUCUCCUAGUAGAAUUCCUCAUUCCAUCUACAUUAAAUCCUACUAUCCCUAAUCCCACUUCUCAACUAUCAGAAGAAGAAGCCCUCAACCUAAAUCUCAAAUAUACUCCUCAACAGGCAGAUGAAGAAGUUGAUGACGAAGAGGAUGAUGAGAUGGGACUAUCGGCUAUCCCUAAAAUUCCAUUCCUGGUACCUACCUCUCAGCCAGUUUUGGGAAUAGGGGACGAACAAGUGAUAUAUAAAGCUGUGAGAGGGUGUAUACAGGAUGUAUUUGGGGAUGAAGGCUGGGCGAGGGUAGCUAGUAGUUUCAGAGUGAUAUACCACUCCCCACUUACGACACUAACAUUCAUCCGAAUCGCUCGACCAUACUACCGUCUCAUAUGGUCCGGACUUACCUUCCUGACUUCCCUGGGUGGUAAACAGGUUAUACCAAGAGUAGUGGGCGUAUCAGGUACGAUCAAGAAAUUGCAAAAUCGAGGAAUCAGUUAUCAUCGAUUGGUAGUUGCUCAACUUAUAGCUCAUUCCCUCUCGUCUGCUGAUGAGGGGCUGAAGAUAAGUGGUGGAGGUGCGAGUGCGGGCCAGAAGAGGUUGGACAAGGAUGGUGAGAGGGAGAGGGAGGAAAUCGGUAGAUUGACAGAAGGACAAUGA
Molecule: messenger RNA, 669 nt
Organism: Kwoniella mangroviensis CBS 8507
Lineage: Eukaryota; Fungi; Basidiomycota; Tremellomycetes; Tremellales; Cryptococcaceae
Exons: 2
Coding region: 1-669 (222 amino acids)
Biological process (GO): tRNA 5'-leader removal
Cellular component (GO): ribonuclease MRP complex; nucleolus; multimeric ribonuclease P complex
Molecular function (GO): ribonuclease P activity; ribonuclease P RNA binding
Source: RefSeq, a predicted model, not a curated record